AUGGUCGUGGUGGUGGUUGUCGUGGUGGUGGUGGUGGUGGUGGUGGUGGUGGCAACGUCGGCAUUGUUGGUGGUAGUGGUGGAGGCGUCAGCUGGUAGCAGCGACGACGAUGGUGGUGGAGGUGGCUCGGUGGCGGCGGUGGUGGUUGUGGAUAUAGUGGCGGUGGUUGUGGUGGCUAAAAUGGUGGUGGUGGUGAUGGUUGUGGUGGUGUUAGUGGUGGUGGGGGUGGUGCUUGUGGUGGCGGUAGCGACAAUGGUGGUGGUUGUUGUGGUAGUGUUGUUGGUAGAGGUGGCGGUGGCGACGACAACGGUGGUACCAAUGGUUGUGGUGGUGGUGGUAGUGAUGGUGGUUGCGGUGGCUGUGAAGGUGGUGGUGCUGAUGGUUUUGGUGGCGCUGGUGUUAUGGUUGUGUGGUCAUGGUGUUACUGGUGAUGGUUAUAGUGCUAAUGGUGGCAGCGGCGGCGAUGCUGGUGGUUGUUGUGGCGGCGGUUGUGGUUGUGGUAGUAGGGGUGAUUGUUGUGGUGAUGGUCAUGGUCGUGGUGAUGGCCGUAGUAGUGGCGGUGGCGGCGACAGUGGUUCUGGUGGUUGUGUCUUGGUGGUGGUGGCGGCGGCGAUUGGUGGUGGUGGAUGUUGUGAUGGUGAUGCUGGUGGCGAUGGUGGUAGUUGUGGUGGUGGAUGUUGUGAUGGUGAUGCUGGUGGCGAUGGUGGUAGUUGUGCUGGUGGUGAUGGUGUUAGUGGUGGUUGUGGUGGUGGUGAGGUGGUGGCGGCGGCAACGGUGAUGGUGGUAGCAGCGGUAGUACGAAAUGUUGUGCUGGUGGUGGCAGUGAUGGUGGUUGUGGUGGUUGUGACGGAGGUGGUGCUGAUCGUUUUGGUGGCGCUGGCCGGCGGCGGCGGUGGUUGUUGUGGCGGCGGUUGUGGUUGUGGUGGUAGUGAUGAUGGUUUUGGUGGUAGUCAUGAUCGUGGUGGUGGCAGUAGUAGUGGCGGUGGCGGCGAUAGUGGUUGUGGUAGUGUCGCGGUGGUGGUGGCGGCGACAAUGCUAGUGGUUGUGAUGGUGGUUGCGGUAGUGGCAGUUGUGGUGGUGGUUUUGGUGGUGGUGGUGGCGGCGGCUGUGGCGUCGAUGAUGGUAGUGGUGGUGGGGUUUGUGCUGGUGGUGGAAGCGGCGACAAUGGUUAUUGUUGUUGUGGUGGUGGGGGGUGGGGGUGGUGACGCCUACAGUGGUAGUAGUGACGCCUACAGUGGUGGCGUCGAUGAGGGUGUUGUGGUUGUAGUGGUUGUGAUGGUGGUGGUUUCCGUGUUGGUGGCGGCCGCGUUGCCAAAGGUUAUGGGGGUGGUGGUAGCGAUGGUGGUAGUGGUGGCGAUGAUGGUAGUGGUGGAGAUGGCAGCGUCGAUGAUUGUGGUGGUGGUGGAUGGUGGUGGGGGGUUGGUGCCAGCGGCAGUGGUGGUAGUGGUGGUGCAUGCUGUGGCGGCGAUGGAUGGUGCUGGUGGUUGUGGUUAUUGUGAUUGUGGUGGUUUUGGUGUUUGUGGCGGCCACGAUGCUAAAGGUUGUGCGGGUGGUGGCAAUGGUGGUAGUGGUGCCGACGGUGAUGGUGCUUUUGGCGGUGGUAGUGGUUGUGCUUUGUCGCGGUGUGGUUGUGGUGGUCGCAGUGCUUUUAGUGGUGGUGGUGUUGAUGAUGGUGGCUGCGACAACGGUCCUUGUGGAGGUGGUUUUUGUUUUGGUGGUGGUGGUGGUAGGGGUCGUGGUGAUCGUGGUGGUGGUCGUGGUGGUAUUAAUGGUUGUGGUGGUACUGUUGGUGGUGGUGGCGGCGACGGUGGUGGGGGCGGUGGUGGUGGUGGAGGCAGCGGCGGUGGCGUGAUGGUGGUGGUGGUUGCGAUGGCAUUUUUGGUGGUGUUGGUGGUGGCGACAGUAGUGGUGAUGGUUGUGGUGGUGGUGCUGGCGGCGUGGGUGCCAGUGAUAAUGGAACUGGUGCUGGCGGUGCUGGCGGUGCUGGUGGUGGUGGUGUAUAUUUCGUGUUAUGGUUGUGGUGGUGGUUGUUGUCGUGGAGGUCGUGGUGUUACUGGUCAUGGUGGUAGUGCUAAUGGUGGCAGCGGCGGCGACGAUUGUGGUUGUGGUGGUAGUGAUGAUGGUUUUUGUGGUGGUCAUUUUCAUGGUGGUGGCAGUAGCAGUAGCGGUGGCGGCGACAGUGGUUGUGGUGGUGGUGGUGUCGCGGUGGUGGUGGUGGCGGCGACGAUGUUAGUGUUUGUUAUGGUGAUGGCGGUGGUGGUGGUGGUUUUGGUGGUGGUGGUGGCGUCGGCGGACGCGUCGACGAUGGUAGUGGCUGUGGGUGGUGGGGUGGGUGGUGGUGGUGGUGACGACGACGGUGGUAGUGGUGGCGCCUAUAGUGGCGGUCGCGGUGCCAUAGGUUAUGGGGGUGGUGGCAGCGGUGGUGAUAGUUGCGACGAUGAUGGUGCUUUUUGUGGUGGUGGUGGUUGUGGGGGUGGUGGUGGCGGCGUUGGCGGCGGCAGCGGUGGUAGUGGUUGUGGAGGUGGUAGUGGUGGCGGGGGUGGUUAUGGUGGCGGCGGCGGUGCCGGUGAUGGUGGUGAUGGUUGUAGUGGUUGUGGUGGUGGUUCUGGUUGUCGUGGUGUGGUGGUGGUGGUCGCAGUGGUGUUAGUGGUGGUGGUGUUGGUAAUGGUGGCGGCGACAGUGGUGCUUGUGUGUGGAGGUGGUUUUUGUUUUGGUGGUGGUGGUGGUAGGGGUCGUGGUGAUCGUGGUGGUAUUAAUGGUUGUGGUGGUACUGGUGGUGGUGGUGGCGGCGACGGCGGUGGGGGCGGUGGUGGUGGUGGUGGCAGCGGCGGUGGUAGCGGCGAUGAUGGUGGUGGUGGUUGGGUUGGUUGUGGUGGUAGUGGUAGGCGUGAUGGUGGUGGUGGUUGCGGUGGCAUUUUUGGUGGUGUUGGUGGCGGCGACGGUAGUGGUGAUGGUUGUGGUGGUGGUGCUGGCGGUGUGGGUGCCAGUGAUAGUGGUACUGAUGCUGGCGGUGCUGGUGGGGGUGGUGUUUUUUUCGUGGUAAUGAUGGUAGUCCAAUUGAUGGUGGCGGCGGCGGCGGUGUGGUGGUAA
This is a messenger RNA of Vigna radiata var. radiata (mung bean), 3090 nucleotides long. RefSeq lists its product as uncharacterized. The record is from RefSeq and is a predicted model, not a curated record. NCBI's taxonomy places the organism in Eukaryota, Viridiplantae, Streptophyta, Magnoliopsida, Fabales, Fabaceae. The coding region runs from base 1 to 3090 and encodes 1029 amino acids. The transcript is spliced from 12 exons.